GGGGAGGGGGGGUUCUCGGCCGCAGUGGGGCUAGCCGGCUGCGGCAGCCUUCCGAGCGCGGAGCGGUCUCUGUCUCCCACGUGCCCCAAUUGGGAUUGUGGCCCUGGCACACUGGGCUAUGGGAAGGGCUGUGUGGGUGGAGGCCCCAGUCUUGGGAUAGCGCCGGACCCCUCCCCUGUCCUGAACGCUGAGCCAGCACCAUGCACGGGCGCCUGAAAGUGAAGACCUCAGAAGAGCAGGCAGAAGCUAAAAGGUUAGAGCGGGAGCAGAAGCUGAAGCUCUACCAGUCAGCCACCCAAGCUGUCUUCCAGAAGCGCCAAGCUGGUGAGCUGGAUGAAUCAGUACUGGAACUAACAAGCCAGAUUUUGGGAGCCAACCCUGAUUUUGCCACCCUCUGGAACUGCCGGCGAGAGGUGCUCCAGCAACUGGAGGCCGAGAAGACUCCGGAGGAGUUGGCUUCUCUGGUGAAGGCGGAACUGGUCUUCCUCGAGAGCUGCCUGCGUGUGAACCCUAAGUCCUAUGGAACCUGGCACCACCGCUGCUGGCUGCUGGGCCGCCUGCCUGAGCCCAAUUGGGCCAGAGAGCUGGAGCUGUGUGCCCGCUUCCUGGAGGUGGAUGAACGGAAUUUUCAUUGCUGGGACUAUCGGCGGUUUGUGGCUGCACAGGCAACUGUGCCCCCUGCAGAGGAGCUAGCCUUCACUGACAGUCUCAUCACCCGAAACUUUUCCAACUAUUCUUCCUGGCAUUACCGCUCCUGCCUCUUGCCCCAGCUGCACCCCCAGCCAGACUCUGGCCCACAAGGGCGCCUCCCUGAAGAUGUACUGCUCAAAGAGCUGGAGUUGGUACAGAAUGCCUUCUUCACUGACCCCAAUGAUCAGAGUGCCUGGUUCUAUCACCGUUGGCUCCUGGGCCGAGCUGAGCCCCAAGAUGCGGUGCGCUGCCUACAUGUGAGCCGGGAUGAGGCCUGUCUGACUGUCUCCUUCUCUCGGCCCCUCCUGGUGGGCUCUGGGACAGAGACGUUGCUGCUCGUGGCUGAUGAGUCGCCCCUGAUUGUGGAGUGGAGAACCCCAGAUGGCAGGAACAGGCCCAGCUAUGUCUGGCUUUGUGACCUGCCUGCUGGCUCUCUCAACGACCAGUUGCCCCAGCAUACAUUUCGGAUCAUUUGGACAGCAGGUGAUGCCCAGAAGGAGUGUGUGCUUUUAAAAGGCCGCCAGGAGGCCUGGUGCCGGGACUCAGCCACCGAUGAACAACUGUUCAGGUGUGAGCUGUCAGUGGAAAAGUCCACAGUGCUGCAAUCUGAGCUCAAAUCCUGUAAGGAGCUACAGGAGCUGGAGCCUGAAAAUAAAUGGUGCUUGCUCACCAUCAUCCUCCUGAUGCGGGCGCUGGACCCACUCCUGUAUGAGAAGGAGACGUUACAGUACUUUCAGACCCUCAAGGCUGUGGACCCCAUGCGAGCUGCCUACCUGGAUGACCUGCGCAGCAAGUUCUUGCUGGAGAACAGCGUGCUCAAGAUGGAGUACGCAGAGGUGCGCGUGCUUCAUUUGGCUCACAAGGAUCUGACAGUGCUCUGCCAUCUGGAACAGCUGCUCUUGGUUACCCAUCUUGACCUGUCACACAAUCGUCUCCGAGCCCUGCCCCCUGCCCUGGCGGCUCUGCGCUGCCUUCAGGUACUGCAGGCCAGUGAUAAUUCCAUAGAAUCUCUGGACGGUGUGACUAACUUGCCAUGGCUGCAGGAGUUGUCACUAUGCAACAACCGCCUUCAGCAGCCUGCAACACUCCAGUCUCUUUCCUCCUGCCCCCGGCUGGCCCUCCUCGACUUGCAGGGCAACCCACUAUGCCAAGAAGGGGGCAUCUCAGAGCACCUGGCCGAGCUGUUGCCUUCAGUUAGCAGCAUCCUCACCUGAGGGGCUCUGCCCUCUGCCCCUGCCUUUUUAACUUAUUGGGACUGAAUAAAGAAUGGAGAGGCCACCUCAGGCUGCCGC
Molecule: messenger RNA, 1982 nt
Organism: Octodon degus (degu)
Lineage: Eukaryota; Metazoa; Chordata; Mammalia; Rodentia; Octodontidae
Gene: Rabggta
Product: Rab geranylgeranyltransferase alpha subunit
Exons: 17
Coding region: 201-1904 (567 amino acids)
Biological process (GO): protein geranylgeranylation
Cellular component (GO): Rab-protein geranylgeranyltransferase complex; cytoplasm
Molecular function (GO): Rab geranylgeranyltransferase activity; protein binding; zinc ion binding
Source: RefSeq, a predicted model, not a curated record